CCCGACCACAGCCCCCCCGGCGUUCACCGCCUUGGACAUCUCUCUUCUGCCCAAGCCCCUGCCCACCCAGAAAGAGCGAAAUCCCCCCGCCCCAUCAAAAUGACCGACCUGCACCAGAUCUUCGACCACCUGAACACCAAGGCUGAGGAGCACAUCGGCCUCCUCGGCGAGGCCGUGGCCAUCGCCUCCAUCUCCGGCUCCCCUGACCACCGCCCGGAGCUCUUCCGCAUGGCCAACUGGUUGAAGGCCCGCAUGGAGAAGGCCGGCGCUGACUCCGUCACCCUGGCCCCCCUGGGCCCGCAGCCUGGCACCGAGGGCCAGGGCACCGUCGGUGACAAGAAGAUGCUCGAGCUGCCGCCCCUGGUCCUCGCCGUCUUCGGCAACGACCCCAACAAGCGCACCCUGGCUCUUUACGGUCACUAUGAUGUCCAGCCCGCCCAGCUCGAGGACGGCUGGUCCUCGGACCCCUUCAAGAUGGUUGUCCACGAGGAUGGCCGCAUGGUUGGCCGUGGCACCACCGACGACAAGGGUCCCCUCCUUGGCUGGAUCUGGGUGAUCGAGGCUUACCGCGCCCUUGGCAAGGAGCUCCCCGUCAACCUGCGCAUCAUCUUCGAGGGCAUGGAGGAGUCCGGCUCCGAGGGUCUCGAGGAGUGGAUCGCCAAGGAGCACAACGGCUUCCUCAAGGGCGUUGACACCGUCUGCAUUUCCGACAACUACUGGCUCGGCAAGACCAAGCCCUGCAUCACCCACGGCCUGCGCGGUGUGUCUUACUUCCAGAUCGAGGUCUCCGGCCCCGGGCGCGACCUGCACUCCGGUGUCUACGGCGGUGCUGUGCACGAGCCGAUGACCGCCCUGACCCAGCUGAUGGCCGGUCUCGUUGACACCAACGGCAAGAUCCUCAUCGACGGUGUCUACGACAAGGUUGCCCCCGUCACCCCGGAGGAGCUGGCCAACUACAAGAACAUCGACUUCUCCAUGGACGACUUCCGUGCCUCCUUCGAUGGCACCUGCGUCGUCUUCGACGAGAAGGACCUCGGCCUGGAGGAGGCCAAGGCCAAGACCCUGAUGGCUCGCUGGCGCAACCCUUCCCUCAGCCUCCACGGCAUCGAGGGUGCCUUCUAUGGUGUCGGUGCCAAGACCGUCAUCCCGGCCAAGGUUAUCGGCAAGUUCUCCAUCCGCACCGUGCCCGACAUGGACAUCGAGCAUGUCAACAAGUGCGCCAUCGACUUCGUCCAUGCCAAGGCCAAGACCCUCGGCACCCGCUGCGAGGUCAAGGCCUCCCUGGUCAGCAGCGGCCCCUGGUGGUACGCCAACCCGGAGGACUACAACUUCCGUGCCGCUGCCCGUGCCAUCGCCCAUGUGCAUGAUGGCAUCAAGCCGGACCUCACUCGCGAGGGUGGCUCCAUCCCGGUGACCCUGUGGUUCCAGACCGCCCUGCCGGAGGCCAGCGUCCUGCUCCUGCCGAUGGGUGCCUGCGACGACAACGCCCACUCCACCGACGAGAAGCUCGACAAGGUCAACUACCUGUCCGGCAUCAAGGUCAUGGCUGCCUACCUGCAUGAGAUCGCCCAGAAGGCCGAGUAAAAGAUGUGCCUGAGCCGGGGAAAUGUGCCUCCCCCCCCCCCAGCAAGAGUGUCAGCGUGCAGAAUGGCAGGCCACCGGGCGAGGGGCUCCUCCUCUUAUGUUCUCGCCUUGCACAUUGGACCGGGAAGCAUGGCGUUCUCCGCCUCCCCGCGUCCAUCUGCUGCCUCCUCUUUGGCGUAUCCAUGCGUGUCCGGAAAAAAUAUAUGGCGAUGCGCGA
This is a messenger RNA of Fonticula alba, 1801 nucleotides long. RefSeq names its product cytosolic nonspecific dipeptidase. Lineage: Eukaryota; Rotosphaerida; Fonticulaceae. Gene Ontology annotation, molecular function: peptidase activity. Bases 100 to 1584 code for a protein of 494 amino acids. Gene Ontology annotation, biological process: proteolysis. The record is from RefSeq and is a predicted model, not a curated record. The transcript is spliced from 6 exons.